GCGAUGGAUGUUGAGGAGCUCUUUCGUUCGCGCAGCCUCUCCGGGCGCCGUCUGGGGCGCAUCCUCCGCUACAUCAGCGAGCGGCCUCACCUGGCAGACACAGCCCGACUGACUCACCUGCUGCAAUCCUGGACUUCUGCAAUCAACACAGAAGGUGCCGCUGCGGCAGCAACAACAUUCUGCACCGACGAUGCUGCUCAGCUCUUCGGCUGCCUGCCAUCGCUAAUGGAGCUGGAAUCGGACGAGCUAUGCGUUCGGCUGGCCAACCUGAGGACACAACUGUCGGCUGCUCGUCACUACUCGCUGCACCGCCUUCUGCGAGAGGUGCCGUCUGCGAUGGGUCUGAGUGGCAACACGUCGGCGUGGCGGCUGUACGGGCAUGUCGUGCAGCACAGAAUGGCGCCCUUGAUGCAGGAGCUGCUGGACCAUCCUGUCUAUAAGAGCGACCCUCAUGGCGCCAAGGAGAGGGCCAUCCGCCUCAUGCACAAGAUGAAGCAGGCCUCGCAACGGAAAGAGGUGCCAAACGAACGGAGGCCCUCAGACGGAGGGACCUUUUCCCACCACGUAUGUGUGUGUGUGUGUGCAGGACUUCGCCGAUCUGUCGACCCUUUAUGGCUACACGGCCCUCAAGUUCACUGAGAGGAGCCUCCUGGUGUUUCAGACCCUCCGCACGGCCCUCUCCCUCUCUCUGCCCAUGCCCCUCCCACCGCCCGCCUCUUCUGAUCAUCCGGCUGGUGACAACCAUGCCGCGCCUGUACUCCUGGUGGUGUCGAUCGGCGGCGGGCCAGGGAAUGACGUGUACGGCUUCAUUCUCUUCUGGGAGCUAAUGAUCGGCCAACCGCCACCGUCUUCCAAUGGCUGUGUGUCACUGUACGUGUUCGAUCUGGUGGAGGAGUGGCGGGCGAUUGUUGACCGUGUGGCUGAAGUGAGCGGCUGGCAGAUUCUCUUCGGCUUGUGUGACGUGUGUGAGGCGUUGCUUGGGGGGACUGAAGAGCCGUGUGUGAAUAGGGAGCUGAGGGAGGUGUGCGAAUCGGCGACGGGGCCGUCCCUCUUCCUCUUCAGGUGCACCUCGUCUGUGCCACCAGGCAAUCGCACCACACCACAUGCCUGGCUGGCUGAUGCGUGCUGUGUGUGUGUGUAUGUGUGUUUGUAUGUGUGUCAGUUUCGUGUUGUUCGAGAGCCAGUCGUGGCGCACCUUCCUGUCGCAGCUGUGGGACACUGCACCGGGCGGCUCGCUCUUCUACUUUGCCGACGGGUCACAGCAGGAGAUGAGGAAGAUCGUGGAGGUACGCGCGCUCGCCCGUGCGCACUGACACACAGGCCCCGACACGUUGGUCUCUCUGUCUGUAUGUGUCUGUCAGGCGUUUCCUGAGUGCGUCGAGGGUGAGUCCAUGUGGCGGGUCCACCAGGCCCUGCUCGUUGUGAAGAGAUGAUUGCUGAGCCGCGCAAUCGGCAGCCAGGCAGACUGGCAGUCGUGUGUCGUGGGUGGUUUCUGUGGCAGGGGACUGUGCAUAGGAUGCCUUCUGUGAACAAACUGCAUGCGGCCAGCAGUGUCCAACCCUACACACGCUCCAUCUCGGUGUCCAAAAACCAUGCC
Messenger RNA from Vitrella brassicaformis, 1597 nucleotides. The record is from the annotation of a GenBank genome assembly. NCBI's taxonomy places the organism in Eukaryota, Vitrellaceae.